GCAUUUUUCUACUUCCAUUUCAAGCUACAGUUAACAUCUUUAUACGAAGUUCAAGAUGAAUGCACUAGGUUGGAUGCACAGAAAAUUCAGGAAAAACAAUGAUGAAGAAAAGAGAAAUGUCUCCACGAGGAAAUCAUCUUCAUCAUGUUUCUCAGCACUAUUGGGGCUUCACGAACAACAAUAUUAUCCUGGAGAAAAGAAAUUCUCUGCACACUUCAGGCAACCCAGAUUAUAUUCAGAAUCAUCUGUUGCAUUUGAAGCGCAUAGUGUAAAAGAAGUAGAUGAAGAAGAAACCGUUGACAUGAGCAUGCAGUUCAUUCACACAUUUCUUGCAAUUGGAACUCUUGGUUCAAUCUCAGUUACUGAAGAUUCUAUGACACCAAAAGUUGCAUUGCAAAUUGAAUCGGAAGCAGCAAAAAAUGAAUUGCAGUCUCUAAACAAAUUAGAGAAGCUGAAUGAAAAAGAAGUAAAUAGCGUAACUAAUGAAUCGCGCAACGAGAAAGUCGUUACUUUAGAUGAGAAGGAAAUCAAUGGCAUGGACACCAAAGAUAACAAAAGUAUGGUGAUAUGUCCAGUUAAAGAGUUUUCAGAAAUGCCACCAACGAAAGAAGGAGCAAGAAAACAAAAACCUAAGCCAACCAACCUUUUCAAGAAAUCAGAAGCCCAUGCCAUGCAUUUUAUGAAAAAAAUGCUAAAAAAGCUUGAUAUCAAAUCACAGCGUAGCCCAACUUCUGCUAAUAUUUAUGAUCCUACUGAGAAGAAACCAACUAGGGUGUUUCGAAAAUCAAGAAAAAUCCACCCCGAAGCAGCUAAUCGUUAUGUCAGUAAGUCUUACAACUCUGAGAUGAUGAAGCGCACGUCUUAUGAUGAAGACAAUGAUAAACAACUGAAAGUAAAGGAUGAAGGCACAAAGCGUCCUCAUGAUGGAAUGUUAAAGAAAGAAACAGUUACUUGCUACCCAACUGGAGAAAAAGCGCAUUGGAUUAAAACUGAUGCAGAAUAUUUCGUGCUGGAGUUUUAAAAAAUCGAGAAGAUUAAUGUCGACGUUAAUUCGUGAUCAAGUUGUGUUACCCUUGGGAAAAGGGGUUUGGUUAUGUGAUAUCUUGGUAUCAAGGAGUGAAAAGCUUGUUGUAGACUUAUAUAAAUUAAGUCACAACGUAAGAAUAAAGAUAAGUACAAAAUAAUUAAACAAGAAUUAGCAGACAUGAGUGAACGGUAUAUGAUACAUAUACCGUAUAUGUAUGAUAUAUAUUCCAUUAGUGCAUGUAAGACCGCACCUAAUAUAUAUGAUGUAUUUUUCAUAAUUAUUAAAUAUUGAAGUUUGUG
Molecule: messenger RNA, 1326 nt
Organism: Lactuca saligna
Lineage: Eukaryota; Viridiplantae; Streptophyta; Magnoliopsida; Asterales; Asteraceae
Source: the annotation of a GenBank genome assembly